Messenger RNA from Nerophis ophidion (straightnose pipefish), 5912 nucleotides. Its product is annotated as neuronal PAS domain-containing protein 3-like. Gene Ontology annotation, biological process: regulation of transcription by RNA polymerase II. Gene Ontology annotation, molecular function: DNA-binding transcription factor activity, RNA polymerase II-specific; RNA polymerase II transcription regulatory region sequence-specific DNA binding; protein dimerization activity. The record is from RefSeq and is a predicted model, not a curated record. NCBI's taxonomy places the organism in Eukaryota, Metazoa, Chordata, Actinopteri, Syngnathiformes, Syngnathidae. The transcript has 12 exons. The coding region runs from base 274 to 3372 and encodes 1032 amino acids.
AGGCGCGCACACACGCGCGCACCCCGGCGGAGCAUGACCGGACGCGCGUGGACGCUUCCCGCGGACGAAGAACGGCGCUCGCCGGGAAGGAGACGGCAACGUGCGGCAACAUGACCGCGCGCGCCCCCACAAAAAGUGUCCGCUGAGGCGGCCAGUGUGCUUCUCUGCUCCCGGCGCGGCAACAUGGUCCGGGCGGAAGCUUGAAGACGCGGCAAAGAAGCUUCCAGACCACCGGCGCUCAUUCCGAGGACCGCGCGGAGCAGCAGCGGGGACAUGAUCAGGAUCUUCCCGGACUUCAGCGUCCAGGUGACGGCCGCCGGAGGAGGAGGAGGCGGCGGCGGCGGCGGCGGCGGGGGGAUGGUGUCCUCUGCCCCGGGCUGCCGGAUGCCAGCACCGGGGGUCACCAACGGACCCCCGCAGAGCGUGCAGGGACUUCCGGGCUACCAGCAAAGUGACCCCUACUGGGAGCGAGCCGCCAACGCAGGAAGUUGCCCCGCCGCCGCCCGCCCCAAGACGCUGCACCUGGCCGGCCAGCAGCACACCUCGUCGCCAUGGCUGCAGGCGCUGAGGAAGGAGAAGUCGCGGGACGCGGCGAGGUCGCGGCGGGGGAAGGAGAACUUUGAGUUCUACGAGCUGGCCAAGAUGCUGCCGCUGCCGGGCGCCAUCACCAGCCAGCUGGACAAGGCGUCCAUCAUCCGCCUCACCAUCAGCUACCUGAAGAUGCGCGACUUCGCCAACCAGGGGGACCCGCCCUGGAACCUGCGCAUGGAGGCCCCGCCCCCCAACACCUCCGUCAAAGUCUUCUUCUGUCCUGUCUUGUGUUUUCUCUCUCCUUUUGUGUGUGCACGUUUGUGUGUGUAUUUUUGUGUGUUUGUGUGUGUGUGCGCGUGUGUGUGUGUAGCUAUCGGCAACCAGCGGAGGCGGAGUCCCAGCAUCGUCGCCUCGGAGAUCUUUGAGCCUCACCUGGGCAGCCACAUCUUGCAGUCCCUGGACGGUUUUGUAUUUGCACUAAACAAGGAAGGUCGCUUCCUGUACAUCUCGGAGACCGUCUCCAUCUACCUUGGUCUGUCCCAGGUGGAGCUGACGGGCAGCAGCGUCUUCGACUACGUCCAUCCCGGCGACCACGUGGAGAUGGCAGAAGAGCUGGGGAUGAAGCUCCCCCCCGGGCGGGGUGUCUCUCUGUCCCAGAGCGGCCUCAAUGACGACGCCGCAUCCUCGGCAUCGUCCUCCUCGCCCUCCCAGACGCCCGAGCCAGCGGAGUCGAGCAGCCCCAGCGUGUUGUCCCCCGACAACUGUCUGGAGCGCUCCUUCUUCAUCCGCAUGAAGUCUACGCUCACCAAGCGAGGCGUGCACAUCAAGUCUUCAGGAUACAAGGUGAUCCACGUGACGGGGCGCCUGCGCAUCCGCAUGGCGUUGACGCACAGCCGGGCGGUGCCGGUGCAGAUCAUGGGCAUGGUGGUGGUGGCGCACGCCCUGCCCCCGCCCACCCUCAACGAGGUGCGCAUCGACUGCCAGAUGUUCGUCACCCGCGUCGACAUGGACCUCAAGAUCGUCUACUGCGAGAACAGGAUCAGUGACUACAUGGACCUGACAUCCGUGGACGUAGUAGGCAAACGUUGUUAUCAGUUGGUUCAUGCUGAAGACGUGGAAGGCAUCAGACUUUCUCAUGUGGACCUGAUAACCAAGGGUCAGUGCGUGACCAAGUACUACCGUUGGAUCCAGAGGAACGCCGGCUACAUCUGGAUCCAGUCCAGCGCCACCAUCGCCAUCAACGCCAAGAACGCCAACGAGAAGAACGUGGUGUGGGUCAACUACGUGCUGAGUAACCACGAAGACAAGGACACGCCGCUCGACAUCAGCCAGUUGCCCAAUCUUCCGGAGAAGACCCCGGAGUCCUCGGAGUCUUCCGACUCUGACUGCGAGUACAAGGACAACUCUGACGACGAGAAGUUGGAAGGGAAGCUGGGCCAAUCGGAGCGCAGCGAGGACCCGGAGGCGGAGAGCCAGUGCCGGCAGCGGCACUCCGGCCAAUCGCAGUGCUCGCCCGAGCAGGAAGUGAAACGUCCGGAGGAGAGAGACACGUCCAGCAACCCCGGGAGUCCGGACAGCGACGACAGUCCGGAGCCUUCCGAGGCUGAGGCGGGGGAGCCGGAGGAGCAUGUAGGGGGUGGCGCCAAGCUGGCGACUCUGAGUGGUUUGGGGGGGCUUCGAAUCAAAGUGGAACAUUACGGCGAGGCGGAGGACCCUCAUCGCUCUCAGUCGUCGUCCUCGGAGGAGGAAGAGGAGAACGACCAUGAGGUGGAGGAAGACGGCGCCACGAACACCGUCCUACAGCGCAGGAAGCGGAGGAAAGUUCAGAAGUGGGACCGAACGCGGAUCAGGAAGUUGCGCCUCUCCUCGGCAACGCCCAGCCCUGUCGCCGUGGGGGAUGGCACGCCCCUGGUCAACCCCUCGCACCUGCUCUCCGCCGAGACACCGGGCGGCGGCGCCUCGGUGCUGAAGAUCAAGACGGAAAUGUCGGAGCCCAUUAACUUCGACAACGACAGCAGCAUCUGGAAUUUUCCGCCCAAUAGGGAGAUCUCCAGGAACGAAUCCCCGUACAGCAUGACCGCCAAGCCCGCCCCCUCGGGACCACACAAGACCUUCCCCUUGCCAUCAGGGGAGGCCCUCCAGGUCCCCGACGCUGUCCUGACGCCUCCGGGCGCCGAAGGCGGGGCAGGAGGAGGAGCGAGGAAGCCUCCUUACAACGGAAGCGCCGCCCCGUCCUCAGUUUCCAGCCUGGCUCCGCCCUCCAGUGCGUCCUCCGCCGACCCCCUGUCGCCGCCACUGUCGGCGUCCCCUCGGGAAAAGCAGCAAGCCACACCCACAUCCUCCUCCUCCUCCUCGUCCUCGCUGCUCUACUCAGGCGACGUGGAGGCGCUGCAGCGCUUGCAGGCGGGGAACGUGGUCCUGCCGCUGGUGCACCGCGUCGCUGCCUCGCUGGCGUCCACCGGCAGCACGCCGCCACGCGUCUACACCACCGGCACCAUCCGCUACGCGCCGGCCGACGUCACGUUGGCCAUGGCGCCGGGCAACCUCCUUCCCAACGCCUCCUUCGUGGACAGUCCGAGCUUCGGCCUGGACCCCAAGACCCCCAUGGAGAUGCUCUACCACCAUGUCCACAGGCUCAACAUGUCUGCAGCCGCCGCCGCCGCCGGUCCUUUCGCCGGCUCCCCGGGCGCCACGGGGAGCCCCGGCGCCCUGUCGGCACAGAUGCCCGCCUCCACCAACGUCUUCACCGCGGCCGAAGGACUCUUCUCCACGCUGCCGUUCCCCGUCUACAGCAACGGCAUCCACGCCGCGCAGGGUGGCGCCGAGAGGAAGGAGGACUAGCCCCAGCGCCGGGAGACCGCCUUACUGUGCUUUCGGACUCCACUGUGAGGGUCGGCGAAAUGUUCUGUAGCACUUUCAACUUUUUCUAACCUCGCCGCCGGUUUACGUGAGGAGGAUCUCGGGAAAACCCCUCACGGGAAUGUGAAACUUUGCCAUCGUCCCCACCCCGGCGUUCCACCUGGGUAGUUUACGCGGCGACACUCGUGGUGCUAACGAGCUCGCGUGACUAAUUGAAUGUCAAAAGACUCUCUCGGUCUUCUUCCUGCUUCUUGAGCCGCCACCUCGGGAGGAAGACGAUCCGCCCUCUUCCAUCGCAUCCGCCGGACCCAGAGACCCCGACCGACCGAGGCGGCCGUCCUCGUUGCCAAAAAAAAAAAAAAAAAAACGAAGGAGGAAAAAAAAAAAAGUGUGCACUGUGAAUCCACCUCAUUUGUAUUUUUUGACGAAAACAAUCAAUUUGGUGUCGCUCAUGGCCACUUCCUGUCUGUGUUUUUAUGACGUCGUUAACCGUCGCUACGUGUCCCGUGUCUUCUCUGUGCUCUGUGUGGGUGGGGGGCGGGGGCGGGGCUCCGGGCCUGGGGGGGGGGAGGGGGGCGGGACCUGUGAGACCGGAUCUCCAAACUGCACCGCCCGCCGCCGCCGCCGUCGUCGUGAAGCAGUGGAGGUUUGUCGUGCAGGAAGUACCCGAAAAAAAAAAAAAGAGAACAUUUGUGGAGUCCAACUUUCUUCUUCUUCUUCUUCUUCUUCUUCUUCUUGGGUUUCUGCUUUGCUUUUGUCGUGUUGCUGACUUCCUGCGUGUGCAUUGGGUGUACUUCCCUGGUUCCCGCCAAAAUAAAAGACAGCUUUCUACAAAAAAAAAAUGUCUAUUUUUGUAAAAGUGAGGUCAGCUUCUGUUUGAGCCUUUUCAAAAUAAAAGUCUGGACCUAAUCAACAAAUCACUCGCUCAAUUCCCAUUCUUGGGACGGAUGAUUCGAUUCACGAUUCAAAGCGAUUCUGCCAGCAUUUUACGGAGAAGAGGUUGGAAUCUUUGGGGUUCUGAAGACUGGAUCCGAUUCCGGAUCUCGGGCUAGCGAUUUUAUUUUUUGUCCGUUUUUUUUCAUUGAUUUUUGAAAUUGAUGAAUCGAUUAGGAAUUGGGGGUGAAAAAGAAUUGCGAUUCAGAUGUUACCCAAUUUUUUUGAGGGUUUGAAUCUUUGGAUGUCCAACGAUUCCAUCCGAUUCCGGUUCACUGGGUCACGAUUCGAUUCCGACUCUGAUUCUCCAUUCAAACAGAAUAUAUACAUAUAUAUAUAUAUGUCUGUGGCGGCAUGUUGAAAUGAUUUCACUGCGCUUGUUGAGAGAUGACAGGUCUGGGUGAUAUAUAAUAAACAGUUUGUCUUUCAAGCAUAGGUUGCAUCUUUUAUUACCACUGUUGUAAGGUGUGCUGGAUGCAAGAAUUUGCCAUGUUAUUGAAUAGUCAACAUUAUUGUCUUAGAGGUUCCAAAUGUGUUUGCUGAGUUCUGUAGUAUUCCGCAAAGUCUGGUUUCUAAAGGAGGCCUUGUGAUUAUUCCAUCUGGUUUUAAACGCUCCUUCGGUUAAUCCUACGUGUUAAUGUCCUUGCGUGUUACCUUUGCUUGGUAAACGACUGAUGUUGGUAAGCACCCCCCGUUGAGAGGGCAAUCAGGUUUCCUGCGGCAGUUGCAUUCUUAUUGGUUUCGGUAUUGGAGUCGUUUAGUCCUUUAGCAAUUGCUUUAUUGUGAUUUCGAAUUUCGAUUCUGACUCCGAUUCUUCAUUCAAACAGAAUAUAUAUAUAUUUUUUUUCAUUGAUUAUUGAAAUUGAUGAAUCGAUUUAGGAAUCGGGGGUGAAAAAGAAUCGCGAUUUAGAGUUGAAUCAAUUGUUUUGUGUGAAUCUUUGGGUAUCAAAGGAUUGGAUCUGAUUCAGAUUCACUGGGUCAUGAUUCGAUUCCGACUGGAUUCACUAUUCAAACUGCUUCUCGAUUCCAUUUUUGAUGAUGAACAACAUGAGUCGCGAUUGGAAAACUUUCCCACAACCAGAUCCUUCGUAAAAAUCCGGGUUUUUGAGUGGUGACUCGGAUUCGAGCGGGUAUUUCCGCCACACGCGGUCGUCCUUGGCAACCAGGAAGUACACCCACAUGUGGGCGGGGCCUUUGCGUGUUUGCUUUUGCGUGUACAAAGUCCGUCCAUCACCUGAGCGUGUCCGUGUUCUCUCCCGUGCCAUAACACUGCCGUGACCUCCUCAACAAAACGUAUCCACGCGCCAAAAGAGCAAACAUUUCUAUCGGAUGCUAACUUGAUGCUAACUUUGAGUGCCUGCCUUUUCUGUUGGAUUAGUUUUCCGUUUUUUUUUUCCGUCCCGCCCUUGACUUGGUUGAGCGUGACGAUGCUGCAAACUCGACGUGUACAAAGUCAUUUUUAUAACGGCUCUUCUUUUCUAAGUUGCCAUGGCGUCGCAACCCGACGCUAGCUAGCUGUUUUUUGUUUUGUUUGUGUAACAUCUUCCAGCUGCCAUGUUCAUAAUAAAACUAUUCUCUUCACUUUUUUA